This is a messenger RNA of Didymodactylos carnosus, 636 nucleotides long. The record is from the annotation of a GenBank genome assembly. NCBI's taxonomy places the organism in Eukaryota, Metazoa, Rotifera, Eurotatoria, Philodinida, Philodinidae.
AUGGGGCAGUUGGUGGCCUUCCCUCGUAAGAAGGAAGAUUUUGCUCUAUUAACUCUAAAAUACCUGUUUUUUAUUUUUCUAAUCAAUGGUCAAGAGCUAUCUUAUCCACUUUACGCACGCGUCAAUGUACAUUUAAGUGAUAGUAAAACAUCAAUUGGUACACUUUAUUUUAUUCAAGGACAGCGAUCGAGUCCUGUUAUUAUUCGUGGAAAUUUGGCUGGUUUGAUUCCAAACACAACAUAUCAUGGCUUUCAUGUUCAUACAUCGAAAGUUGAUGAUCAACGUCCAAACUGUACAGCAGCUAACGCACAUUUUAAUCCGUUCAAUCGAACACAUGGUGCACCUGUUUCAACAAUUGAUCACCGGCACGCUGGAGACUUAGGUAACAUUUAUGCAGAUGGAUCUGGAAAAGCAGCAAUAUUCAUAGCUGAUACAAUAAUUCGGUUAAAUAGACCUACUGGACAACGAUCAAUAUUAAAUCGUACGAUAAUUGUACACAAAGAUAUCGAUGAUUUAGGUCUAGGUGGACAAAAUGAUUCAUUAACUACAGGCCAUGCUGGUGCACGAUUAGCAUGUGGCCACAUUUUUUCAACAACAAUGACCGAAAACCAAGCAUUUAAAACGUUUUUAUUCUGA